Messenger RNA from Fundulus heteroclitus (mummichog), 3642 nucleotides. Its product is annotated as protocadherin beta-16. Gene Ontology annotation, biological process: homophilic cell-cell adhesion. The coding region runs from base 430 to 2889 and encodes 819 amino acids. The transcript is spliced from 2 exons. Lineage: Eukaryota; Metazoa; Chordata; Actinopteri; Cyprinodontiformes; Fundulidae. Gene Ontology annotation, molecular function: calcium ion binding. Gene Ontology annotation, cellular component: plasma membrane. The record is from RefSeq and is a predicted model, not a curated record.
CAACAUCUAAUCGCAUUUUCUCUUCGGAAGCUUUUUGUUACAAGCGGUUUUUCAUAUAUACAUCAUAUCGAUUCCUCAUAUGCUUUUCAACGUUUGAUAAUUUUUUUCUUUUAUUUCCCGGCUUCUUUAAUCAUCCCACAUUUGUGUAGUACAAUAUAUCCAGCUCUUAUGGCCGCUAUUGGCCAGUGAGUGUCAGCAGUAAGGCGGCUCCCCGCCGUUCCUCCCCCGUGAUCCUUUUUCUUUUGAGGACGACAGACAUGCACCGCGAAUGUGCGGGCGCUUGACGUUGCGAUAUCCACUAAAACGUAACUGGGGAAUAUCUUAAAUGCGUUGUAAUCGCCAGGGCAAGGAUUUUAUUGUAGCUCUCUCGGGGAUCAGGAUAUACAACUUCACUGGGAUUUAUUCUGAAGGGAAAAGACGAAGAGAACAAUGGGGAGGAGGACGGUGCCGUUGUUUCUCUCAUUCCUCUCCUUCUGUUUGGCGGCUGGCCAGGUCAGCUAUUCCAUUCCCGAGGAAUUGCCAAAAGGAUCAUUAAUCGGUAACAUCGCCCGAGAUUUGGGACUGGAAAAUAAAAGGUUAUCAUCGGGAAAAGCUCGAAUUUUUACUGGAGACAACACGAAUUACGUCGAGCUGAAGAGAGAACGGGGAGUCCUCCUUGUCAAAGAGAAAAUAGACAGGGAGCUGCUCUGUGGGCAGACGACGCCUUGCGCUCUGCAUUUUCAGGUCAUUCUGGAAAAUCCCAUGGAGCUGUACAGCGUCGCUGUUGAAAUCGCCGACAUUAAUGACAACGCCCCGCUAUUUGAAAAAUCGGACAUGAAAUUUAAGAUAAGCGAGUCUGCAGUCAUAGGAGCUAAAUUCUUGUUAGAGCGAGCCAUAGAUCCCGAUGUUGGCGUGAACGGUCUUCAGAGUUAUUUCCUUACAAAAACAGAACAUUUCGUUUUGAAGUUGAAAGAUCAACCUGACGGUGAAAAGACUGUUGAAAUGAUUUUACAAAAGCCUCUCGAUAGAGAGAAAAUAGAGGAGAUAUUUUUGGUGUUAACUGCAGUGGACGGAGGACAACCGCAACUAUCUGGCACGGCAAAAAUACAUGUUACAGUGCUUGAUGCUAAUGACAAUGCGCCAGUUUUUACUAAAUCCCUUUAUAAAGCUACUAUUCCAGAAAAUGCCUCUAAGGGUACUGUUGUAAUCAGAGUCAGUGCCUCUGAUGCUGAUAAAGGACUAAAUUCAAACUUAAUUUAUUCUAUCUCUAACACAGCAGCAGACAUACGGGAUUUGUUCACAAUGAAUGAAUCAAAUGGCGAUCUAAUAUUGACUGGCAGCAUUGAUUAUGAAAAAGCCCGUUACUAUCAAAUACAUGUCCAAGCAAGUGAUGAAGGAGGAUUGACAGAUUCCUGUAAAGUGACUGUUGAUGUUAUGGAUAUUAAUGACAACAAGCCAGUUAUUAAUAUAAUAUCACCAAAUAACGUAAUCGCAGAAGACUCUAAACCAGCCACAGUUGUGACCAUGGUAAAUGUUCAGGAUUUAGAUUCAGGGGAAAACGGAAAAGUUCACUGUGCUAUUGAUGAACAUAUUCCCUUUGCGUUAAAAUCAGCAACAAAUGGUUUCUUUAACCUUGUGACAGACAGUGAAUUAGACAGAGAGAUGGCCUCAGAGUAUAACAUCACAGUGACCUGCUCUGAUGAAGGAGUCCCCUCCCUCUCCAGCAGCGUCACUCUCACCUUGCAGAUCUCUGAUGUGAAUGACAAUGCUCCUGUCUUUGAGAGGAGCUCCUAUGAGGCCUACAUUAUAGAAAACAACACACCAGGUCUCUCUAUAUUCACAGUGAAAGCCACAGAUGCUGACUGGAACCAGAAUGCCCGUGUUUCUUACAUACUGGAGGACUCCUCUGUUAACGGAGUACCAGUCUCCUCAUAUGUGUCCGUUAGUGCUGAUAGUGGAGUCAUACAUGCAGUGCGCUCUUUUGACUACGAGCAGAUCAAAGAUUUCCAGUUCUGCAUCAAAGCGCAGGAUGGAGGCUCUCCUCCACUCAGCAGCAACGUGACUGUGAAAAUGCUGAUCCAGGACCAGAACGAUAACCCUCCUCAGGUUCUGUACCCGGUCCAGACUGGUGGCUCUGUGGUAGCUGAAAUGGUGCCUCGUUCAGCAGAUGUGGGCUACCUGGUGACCAAAGUGGUGGCUGUUGAUGUGGACUCUGGACAAAACGCCUGGCUCUCCUAUAAACUGCAGAAAGCCACAGACAGGGCGCUGUUUGAAGUGGGCUCACAGAAUGGAGAAAUAAGAACAAUCCGUCAGGUGACUGAUAAAGAUGCUGUGAAACAGAGACUGACUGUGAUAGUGGAGGACAACGGGCAGCCCUCUCGCUCAGCUACAGUCAUUGUUAACGUGGCGGUGGCGGACAGCUUCCCUGAAGUGUUGUCCGAGUUCACUGACUUUCCUCACGAUAAGGAGUACAAUGACAACCUGACUUUUUACCUGGUCUUGGCUCUGGCUGUGGUCUCCUUCCUCUUCAUCACGUGUUUAGUGGUUAUUAUAUCAGUCAAGAUCUACAGAUGGAGACAGUCUCGCAUCCUGUAUCACUCCAACCUCCCUGUGAUUCCAUAUUAUCCUCCACGUUACUCAGACACUUUGGGAACAGGGACUCUGCCACACGUGUACAACUACGAGGUGUGCAGAACCACUGACUCCAGAAAGAGUGACAAUAAGUUUGGAGGAGCUGGUGGUCAGAACGUGUUGAUAAUGGAUCCCAGUUCUACAGGAACCAUGCAGCGGAUACAGAGCGAGAAGAGCAUCCUGGAUGAACCUGACUCUCCUCUAGAGGUUAGACAACAUUUUAUUCAUUUAUACUGUGUGGGUGUGUCUGGAGGAUGGGGGGGAGUAACAUGUUUUUAGAUUUAUUUUCUUCUGCUAUUCGUUGUGCUCUGGUCUCAAGUGGAAAUGUAAUCACUUAUUAGUCAAACUGUCAAACCGAAAUUACUUAUUAUUCUAAGAUUAGCAAGUGUGGCUGGUCCCUCGCACCCCAGUCACAGACUAUUUCAGUCACUUCCCUCUGGCAGGAGGCUGCGGUCCAUCAGGACCACAACUUCACGCCACCAGAACAGUUUUUUCCCAUCUGCUACCAGUCUUAUGAACAAGGCCAAGAGCCACCCGUAAAACUGGACACUCUCUCUCUCGCCCGUUUAGGACUUACAAGCUUCUGCGUUACAUUGACGCACAGUUUGCUGAGUGUAUACAGCUUCCGUGUAUACAUCCUUUUUACUUCUUAUUUUACUGUACUCUUAUUUUUCGUCUGCAUCAUCAACAUCAAAUCAAAUUCCUUGUAAGUGCAAACCUAUUUGGCGAUUAAACUUGAUUAUGAUGAUUCUGACGAUACAAAGAAUUUCUGGGGUGGAUUUUGUGAAACCAAGUAUGCACUUGUAAUUAGUUGGCGUGUGCAGAAAUGUUCGGCUGGUUUUUGGAUUGAUUUCAUAUAUUUAUUUAAAGUUAUCCUUUUUAGGAUUUGGAACUGUCUUUAUUUGCAAGGUUUUGCGGUCUAUCACCUCUAGUUGUGGAUUUCAGAACCAUGGAGAGAUACACAUAUAGUGCCUUGCAAAAGUAUCAACCUAUCUUGGCUUUUUACUUAUUUUGUUACAUUUCAACAUAAAC